This is a messenger RNA of Mytilinidion resinicola, 1784 nucleotides long. RefSeq lists its product as uncharacterized. The transcript is spliced from 3 exons. Lineage: Eukaryota; Fungi; Ascomycota; Dothideomycetes; Mytilinidiales; Mytilinidiaceae. The coding region runs from base 1 to 1317 and encodes 438 amino acids. The record is from RefSeq and is a predicted model, not a curated record.
AUGGAUAUCAAAAAGAUUAAAACUCUGCUUCGAAGGAAAUUCAAGAGUGACCGGGCUCAGUCAUCGUCAGGAUCCGAUUCAUCCUUUACGACUCCGAAUACAUCGCCUCGUGCAUCUACCACCGUUGAUUCUCGUCAAGAUGCGUCUCCUCGACAACCUCCUCACGACGAGGCCCGCACGCGCUCUACAGAGCUGAACGGGAAGGGUGCCACAGCCAGUCAUGAGAAUGGCUACCUUCCUCCACACCGUUCUGUCGAAGAACUUUCAAGCGACCUCAGGCACAUUUCACUCGGAGACGAUGACCGCUUAAUGACAAGUCCUGGCUCGCAAGAAUACAGUGCAGAUGUCGCAGACCAUAACCCCGGAGCUAGAAGCAAUCAAGCUACAGCUAUCAAUAAUCGGGGUGUGCUGGGAGAGAAACAACGCAACACUCGGAGGACAAAGGGAGAGAAAAUGAAAGAGGAGAAGGACCAGCGUUCUUUCGACACGAAUGAACAUGACCGGCAUGUUCUCCCUGCUGCGGAUGGCCUGGGCGGAUAUCAACCAUCGGGACACCACCGGUCAUCGAUAGGGGCUCUCAGCAGUUCACCGACGUCGCAAAUAUCGAAUCGAGACUCAAUGUCACUGCGAAGAAAGCCAGUGGGGUCAGGACUCGGGUCGGCGGGAUGGCAAGCUGCAUUAGAUGGGUCAAUGGAAGAAGGGGGGGCCGUGAACGCUCACGCAGAACCACCAUCGCUGGACGGUGUUGUCGAUCUUACUAACACCGCAGACACAGAAGUGCAUGAACGUUGGGCGCCAGCUGUCACUCAUGAGACCGUUAUUCCCCAUCGUCACCAUAUUCGUGAGGAGCAGAUCCACCGAGAAAUCCACAACCACACCUAUUUGCAUCGAAUACAGCCCGUUCUAGAGUUUGAGGUCCUUCCUGCCCGACACUUCGUUCCAGAUUCCAGCGGCCAAAAAUUGGUGGAGGUAUCGGAAGAUGAACUUCCGGAAUGUACUGGCGACAACCAGAGAUGGUUCAUUGCAGAGAAGCGCUCGACCGUCACCCAUAAUGGCCGGCCGCCAAACGGAACCCAACCACUCACUGGUCUUGACCGGUGCACCCACCAACACUGGAGGACACGACGAAACUUCGAGGACCAACUUAUCCAGUGCAUUUUGGACAGUGCGGUGAAGACUGCGCUGUUCAAGAGGAUGGUGAUAAGAAAGAUAAACACUGCGAAAGGUGAUGAUUCUACCGAAGGUUUCUCAAUACACAUUAAGCCUGUACAAUAUAGCUUCUCGUACUAUCUUUGCUGCUGCAUCUCUAACAUUUAGGCUUUCUUCGUUCUUCAGCGUGGCGCAUUUGGAAUGCUGUAUCACUAGUUUCUUAUCGAUGUAAUGCAUACUUCACAAAAUAAGCCUGGGAGCUUCUUGCUUCUGUGUAAUGAUCGUCUCUCCACAUCGUUAUAUCACGCGCGGUAAAAGUUCUAUAUUCGCGAAAGCCCCGGGCCAAGGCCCUUAUGCUGCCACAAUUGUAACCCUUCUAUAGCCCUAUUUCGUCGUAAUGGUGAGGUGAUGCUGUUCGACAUUUAAGCUUUUCGAGAUUUCACGCCCUUAAACCUCUCGAAUCAAGGCCUGCGGGAGUCUGUCCCCCAUCAGUAGCACGGACGAAUGUCGUGCGGAUUCUGGGUAAAAAGAAUUAAUCAUAUCUCCAAGCUUUGGAUGAAAGCGCUUGUGAACUUCAUCCGUAAGCCGGAGUUUUCUUUGGCCUAAUGUUGCGUGCGUAAUGAAUCAUGAAUUCG